Saccharomyces eubayanus is the source of this 1407-nucleotide messenger RNA. RefSeq names its product Zn(II)2Cys6 transcription factor. Gene Ontology annotation, cellular component: nucleus. The record is from RefSeq and is a predicted model, not a curated record. Gene Ontology annotation, biological process: regulation of DNA-templated transcription. Bases 1 to 1407 code for a protein of 468 amino acids. Lineage: Eukaryota; Fungi; Ascomycota; Saccharomycetes; Saccharomycetales; Saccharomycetaceae. The transcript has a single exon. Gene Ontology annotation, molecular function: zinc ion binding; DNA-binding transcription factor activity, RNA polymerase II-specific; DNA binding.
AUGACUCUGGUCAAGCAGGCAUGCGACUGUUGUCGCGUUCGUCGAGUAAAAUGUGAUGGUAAAGGACCAUGCGGUCGUUGCAUUCAACGCGAUUUGAAUUGUACUUAUCUCCAACCGUUAAGAAAACGAGGUCCAAAGUCUAUCAGGUCAAGAAACCUUAAAAAAAUAGCCUGUGUACAGAGGGUUAGUGAGGACAGCAGUACAAUGACUGCUUCGAGGGUUCCCACGAAGGUUCCAAAGGUGCUGAUUGACCAAUGUUUAAGGCUGUACCAUGAUAAUUUAUACGUGAUCUGGCCUUUACUCUGCUAUGAUGAUCUUCACAAGCUCUUGGAAGAAAAAUUCGAUGAUUGCCACGUUUACUGGUUUUUGGUAGCUCUUUCAGCAGCCACUCUUAGCGAUUUGCAUACCGGAAUAGAAUCUGAGGAAGGACUCUAUUAUACUGGAAGGCAGUUGUCAGUUCUCUGUAUGUCAUCACGCCAAGACUUCGACGAUCUUAGUAGCAGCGACAUAUUCAAGAUUAUGACAUAUUACUGCUUGCUUCGUUGUUUUGCUCAGUUUGCUGAUACAGGAACUUCAUACAGACUUUCUUGUGAAGCUGUUGGCCUUAUCAAGGUCGGCGAAUUGCAUCUUGAAGAAACGUAUGAAUCUCUUUCAUUUGAUGAGCAGCAGCUUAGACGGAAAGUUUAUUAUUUGCUUCUUUUAACGGAAAGAUACUAUUCCGUGUAUAUUCAUUGUGCGACAAGCUUGGAUUCCUCAAUAUCUCCACCACAACUUGAAGAUGUAACUGACCCUCGGCUUUCCCUGGAUAGUUUUCUUGAGAUGAUCAGGGUUUUCACUGUACCAGGAAAAUACUUCUUUGAUGCUUUAGCUAGUAACUCUGAGAAUGUUUCUUGUACAGAAGACUCUCUAAAAAAAAUAUGGAAAGAACUUCAUACAUCGUCACUGGAAAUAGAGCCAUGGUCUUACGGAUACGUAGACAUUUCAUUUUCUCGGCACUGGAUAAGAGCACUAGCUUGGAGGCUGGUGUUUCGAAUGAAGGGCGCCAAUUUUUUUUCGAAUAGUAACAAUGCCCACAUACCAGUCGAAAUUGCCAGGGAUAUGCUAGACGAUAUAUUUCUAAGUCCAAACAAUCUUUAUGAAGUUCACGGUCCUGGUAUAUCAACAAAAGCUCUAGAAAUCGCCAAUGCAUUAGUGGACGUCGUAAAACAGUAUGACCAAGAUAUAGAAUCGGAGGCUUGGAGUACUUUGUGCGAUGUCGUCAAGUUUGUUUUCUCUUUGAAACAGUGUGAUAAUAAAAUGAUUCAGAGAUUUUCAACUAAAUGUCAAAGCGCCCUUAUUACUCUACCUAUUACCAGACCGUUGCAACCAAACGGUGACUCUAAAGACGAUACUGAUAUAAUCCUUUAA